Molecule: messenger RNA, 862 nt
Organism: Osmerus eperlanus (European smelt)
Lineage: Eukaryota; Metazoa; Chordata; Actinopteri; Osmeriformes; Osmeridae
Gene: tp53rk
Product: TP53 regulating kinase
Exons: 2
Coding region: 52-753 (233 amino acids)
Biological process (GO): protein phosphorylation
Cellular component (GO): cytosol; EKC/KEOPS complex; nucleus
Molecular function (GO): ATP binding; protein serine/threonine kinase activity
Source: RefSeq, a predicted model, not a curated record
AAAGGGAAAGAACAAGAAUCCCAGAAAGUAGAAAAAAUUAAAAACAGAAGCAUGGCACUUCAAAUGAGCAUGGAAUUGCCUCAGAAAGGAGAAUUGGUGAAGCAAGGAGCCGAAGCUCGUAUAUACCGGAGAACGUUUUUGGGCAAACCGACUAUUGUGAAAGAAAGGUUCCCGAAAUUGUACAGGCAUCCUAUUUUAGACGAAAAGCUCACACACCGCAGAACUGUUCAAGAGGUACGCUCAAUACUCCGUUGCAGAAAAGCAGGCAUAUUGGCACCAGUGGUUUACUUCGUGGACUAUGCCUCCCACUGCAUCUUCCUUGAGGACAUAGUGGGCUCCAUCACCGUCGGAGACCACAUUGCUGCCAUCCACCUUGCCCGGGAAAACCGGGAAGCACAUCUGGGCCAACUUGCCCAGAAGAUGGGUCAGAUCCUGGCAAGGAUGCAUGACGAGGACGUAGUCCACGGAGAUCUUACUACAUCCAAUAUGCUACUGAAGUCCAGUGCAGAGAGUGGGGAAAUUGAUCUGGUUCUUAUCGACUUUGGAUUGAGCUACAUCUCUGCCUUACCUGAGGAUAAAGGAGUAGACAUGUAUGUGCUGGAGAAAGCCUUUCUGAGCACCCACCCCAACACAGAAGCCAUGUUUGAGAAGCUGCUGAAGAGCUAUGCAGCCUCAUCCAAGAAAUCCUUAGCAGUCAUUAAAAAGCUUGACGAAGUUAGGUUGAGAGGAAGGAAGAGGUCAAUGGUUGGUUGAAAUUAACUAAAUUGAUUAAAAAACACUCGCUUGACAGAGUAAGAUGUGGUUGAAAAGUAACCACUGCUGUCUGCAAAUACCUUUUUGUAAUAAAUUAUUUGGUUCUGUU